Phoenix dactylifera (date palm) is the source of this 1619-nucleotide messenger RNA. Lineage: Eukaryota; Viridiplantae; Streptophyta; Magnoliopsida; Arecales; Arecaceae. The record is from RefSeq and is a predicted model, not a curated record.
AAAAAUCAAAAUUUCCAGUCCUCAAUCCCUAAAGUGAAAUCUCCCUUCUUUACACCGCCGGAAAAAAAAAAGCACGAAAGUGAGAUCCAGAGAUUAAAGAGGUGUUGGAGAAGUGGUGUGAUUGGUCAAUCCAAACUCACAUUAUCCCCUCCCCAGUCUGAUCCGAGGCUGGCUUCCAACCACCACCAUCUCUUCUUCUCCUCAUUGUCAAUCUUUGGUCUUAGCCCAAAGGAGUAACGGGCGCUUAUCGCCAUGAGGGCCACCGCCUACCAACCUCUCAUCACCGCUCCGGCCAACCUGAGGCACGGGAGGAGGCCGGCGUCCUCUCGAUGGCUCCCCUCGGUAUCCCCCAGGAGGAGGGCCGCGGUCGUCAGAGCGGCCGUCGCCGUGGAGGAGGAGGCUAAGACCAAGGUCUCCCUCGUCAGGAUUGGCACCAGAGGGAGUCCACUAGCACUUGCGCAAGCAUAUGAGACACGGGACAAACUCAUGGCAGCUCAUUCUGAGCUAGCUGAUGAUGGAGCUAUCAAGAUAAUAAUUAUUAAGACUACAGGUGACAAAAUACUCAGUCAACCACUAGCAGAUAUAGGUGGCAAAGGUCUUUUCACGAAAGAGAUAGAUGAGGCCCUCUUGGAGGGCAAAAUUGACAUUGCAGUUCACUCGAUGAAGGAUGUUCCUACAUAUUUUCCCGAUGGAAUGAUCUUACCAUGCAACCUUCCCAGAGAAGAUGUAAGGGAUGCAUUUAUUUGUUUGACUGCAAAUUCUCUUUCAGAGCUUCCAGCUGGAAGCAUUGUUGGAAGUGCUUCCCUUAGGAGACAGUCUCAAAUACUCUAUAGAUAUCCAUCACUCAAAGUGGUUAACUUCAGAGGCAAUGUUCAGACACGGUUAAAGAAAUUAAAUGAAGGGGAGGUCCAAGCAACCAUGUUGGCACUGGCAGGGCUCAAGCGGCUGCAUAUGACUGAGAAUGUCACAGCUCUACUAUCAGUCGAAGAAAUGCUUCCUGCUAUUGCUCAAGGUGCUAUUGGAAUUGCUUGCAGAAGCAAUGAUGAGAAAAUGGCUAAUUAUAUAGCUUCGCUGAAUCAUGAAGAAACCAGAUUAGCUGUGGCGUGUGAAAGGGCAUUUCUUGAAACCCUAGAUGGGUCCUGCCGCACUCCAAUUGCUGGAUACGCUUACCGCGAUAAGGAUGGAUAUUGUGUGUUCAGAGGUUUGGUGGCAUCCCCCGAUGGAACUCGAGUAUUGGAGGCGUCAAGAAAGGGAUCAUAUGCUCUCGAGGAGAUGGUGUCAAUGGGUAAAGAUGCUGGAAAGGAAUUGCUUUCAAGGGCAGGCCCAGGUUUCCUUGAUUGGUAAUCGUGUAUCAAAGUGCCUGAUGAAAAAAGAACAGAGACUCUAGCAGAAGAAGAAGAAGAAGAAGAAGAAGAAGAAAACAGAGACCAAGAGCUUCAGCAUUGCCUUCCAUUUUUUAUUUUUUAUUUUAUUUUUUCCCAGGCGUGAACCAUUAGAUGUUCACCAAAUUGAGUUGUAACAUGAUAAAUGUAUUAAUGUCUUGUACAACGUUUCUAGCAUUUGAUUAACCCAUGCUACAUUCAGCUGAAAUGAAAAUUCCAUUUUUGUUUCCUCUGUAA